This is a messenger RNA of Prunus mume (Japanese apricot), 896 nucleotides long. RefSeq names its product monothiol glutaredoxin-S15, mitochondrial. The record is from RefSeq and is a predicted model, not a curated record. Lineage: Eukaryota; Viridiplantae; Streptophyta; Magnoliopsida; Rosales; Rosaceae. Gene Ontology annotation, cellular component: mitochondrial matrix.
CAGACCCAACAAAAACCGCAAACAUUUCGAACUUUGUAGAUCGAAUCGACGGUGCCAAGUGUCACUCGCGCUCGAACAAACGGACCGUUUCACUGGGUUCCUUCUUCCUUCUCUCCUCAGCCUACUUGCGCGGCUCCACCUCUCUCCUCUUCUGCAGAAUGGCAAGGUCGCUUUCAAAGUUGCUCUGCAAGGGAAUUUCAUUUUCAGGCUCGGCUGCUCGUUCUGCCAUAAUUGCUCCUGGAUCUUUUUAUAUCAAUGGAAUGAGAUACUCGACCACAGUGCCGAAUGAGCCUGACACACAUGAUGAUUUUAAGCCCACUAAUAAGCUGGAGAAUUCUGGCCUUACAUUGAAGGACCUUGUUGAACAGGAUGUCAAGGACAAUCCUGUAAUGCUUUAUAUGAAAGGAGUGCCUGAUCUUCCUCAAUGUGGCUUCAGCUCACUUGCAGUAAGAGUGUUAAAACAAUACAAUGUUCCUUUGGGUGCUAGGAAUAUCUUGGAAGAUCCUGAACUGAAAAGUGCUGUAAAAGCCUUCAGCCACUGGCCAACGUUUCCGCAGAUAUUCAUCAAGGGGGAGUUCAUUGGAGGGUCAGAUAUUAUUCUCAAUAUGCAUCAGACUGGUGAGCUCAAGGAAAAGCUUCAGGAUAUUUCAGCCAAUCAAGAGAAGUCUGAAUAAGUUGUUGAAUUUGAAGUGCAGAUGACAUUUCAUCCAUGUGACAUCAAAUUUAAUAAAUGUCUCUUUCAUCCGCAAUGCAUUACAUAGUGUUCAUGUGAGAUUUGUUUUGAUUGAAUUUCUCUAUACAUUUAGGGGUGUGCCUGAAAUCCCCCUUUCACUAUGGAGAAACAAUUGGAAUUGUGGACAUUUUUUUUUGGAAUAAAAUCUGUUUUUUGUUUUGCU